Molecule: messenger RNA, 666 nt
Organism: Enhydra lutris kenyoni (northern sea otter)
Lineage: Eukaryota; Metazoa; Chordata; Mammalia; Carnivora; Mustelidae
Product: myomaker, myoblast fusion factor
Exons: 5
Coding region: 1-666 (221 amino acids)
Cellular component (GO): plasma membrane
Source: RefSeq, a predicted model, not a curated record
AUGGGGACACUCGCGGCGAAACUUCUCCUGCCGACCCUCAGCAGCCUGGUCUUCCUCCCCGCCGUCAGCAUCGCUGCCAGGCGGCGGUUCCACAUGGAGGCCAUGGUCUACCUCUUCACCAUGUUCUUUGUGGCGCUGUACCACGCCUGCGACGGGCCCGGCCUGUCGGUGGUCUGCUUCAUGCGCCAUGACGUCCUGGAGUACUUCAGCGUCUACGGGACAGCACUGAGCAUGUGGGUCUCGCUGAUGGCGCUGGCCGACUUUGACGAACCUAAGAGGUCGACCUUCGUGAUGUUUGGUGUCCUGACCAUCGCGGUGCGGAUCUACCAUGACCGCUGGGGCUAUGGGGUGUACUCGGGCCCCAUCGGCACGGCUGUCCUCAUCAUUGCCACAAAGUGGCUGCAACAGAUGAAGGAGAAGAAGGGUCUGUACCCCGACAAGAGUGUCUACACCCAGCAGAUCGGCCCCGGCCUCUGCUUCGGGGCACUGGCUCUCAUGCUGCGCUUCUUCUUCGAGGACUGGGAUUACACCUAUGUUCACAGCUUCUACCACUGUGCCCUGGCCAUGUCCUUUGUCCUCCUGCUACCCAAGGUCAACAAGAAGGCCGGAAGUGCAGGGCCCCCCGCCAAGCUGGACUGCUCUACCCUUUGCUGUGCUUGUAUCUGA